This is a messenger RNA of Dermacentor albipictus, 1991 nucleotides long. The record is from RefSeq and is a predicted model, not a curated record. NCBI's taxonomy places the organism in Eukaryota, Metazoa, Arthropoda, Arachnida, Ixodida, Ixodidae.
CAGACGAGUGUUUCCGUUGUGCUAUGGUAUAGCAACGUUCCGCGAUGGAUGCUACGGGCUCCUCAGCUUGGGACUAUGCCCUUUUCGUCGUCCUGACGCUGCUCAGCCUGGGAACCGGCCUCUAUCUGUCGCUGGGCAGGCGAGGUCGGCUGAGGACCAAGGACGAGGCCUUCUUGGGCAGCCGCAGCAUACACGCGCUUCCCCUGGCCGUCUCCAUGGUGGCGUCCAACGUGACCGCGGUGGGCAUGGUGGCGUUCGUGGCCCACUACUACGUGCACGGCUUCCACACCAUGUGGCACAUACCAACCUUCGUGCCGCUAGAGGCCGUCAUCGUCUACCUCUUCCUGCCCGUCAUGUACGAGCUCAAGAUCACCUCCGUCUUCGAGUAUCUUCGGAUGCGCUAUGGAAACGGCGUGGGAGUGGCGUCGUCCGUAAUAUACUUCGUGCUGAGCCAAAGUCUAGGUGGUGCUGCCAUCUACAGCGCCGCAUUAUCAAUGGCUACAAUUUUUGACAUAACGCCAGCAGCAUCGAGCGUAAUCCUCGGUGUCGCAGGGACUACGUAUACAGCAUUGGGGGGGCUUCGAAGCGUCGUCUGGGCCGACGCCGUGCAGGCGCUGAUUAUGACUGCCUCGCCCCUGAUAAUCAUCUUCAAGAUAAUCUACGACGCCGCUGACGACGCGGCGCCGCGGCGCCCUCUGGCGGACAUGAACGCGACGGCAUAUUUCCUGCGGACAGACAUCGACUUCACGACGGACGAAACCAUCUGGGCCUCCUCGCUGGCAGCGUUUCCCAACCAGCUCAUGCGGCUCGGCCUGGACCAAAUGAUCACGCAGAGGUUCCUGGCUGCGAGAUCUCUCCGGGACGCAAGGGUAGUAGCGUUCGCCGGUGCCGCUCUGGUAGGAUUCUUCUACUCCCUGAAUGGAGUGACGGCGUUGGCACUUCUGUACUGGUUCCGGGAUUGCGAUCCAGUUCUCUCCGGCUUCAUAUCCCGCCACGAUCAGAUCGUUCCGUACUACGUCAACAAAAGCGCCCGCGCCAUUCAGGGACUUCGAGGCCUGUUCCUGGCUGGAAUCGCUAGCGCGUCGAUCAGUACAGUGUCUUCAAUAGUGAACUCCCAUGCCGCUGUGCUGUAUAUAGACAUAGUGUCACUGAAAUUCCGAGUUGCCGAAGAAAGGACCACGUUGGUAAUGACAAGCCUUGCUGCGGCAAGUGGAACAAUCAUGACACUCGUCGCUCUGCUUGUGCCCUACGUCAGUUCUGCAGCAAGGUUCUUCAUCGCUCUGUACGCGGCAGCGUCGGGUCCCUUCUCCGGAAUCAUGAUCCUGGCGUUUCUGUUUCCAUGGGCGAACGCGAAGGGCACGGCCACGGCAGCCCUGGGAGUCUUCGUGGUGCAGAUAUGGCAGACGGCCGGCCGGUUCUUCUCUCGCCUCGCACCGCCCCGGAUGCAGUACGGCCUGGACAGGUGUCCCGCGAAUUCCACUACCCUGGGCGAAGUGGCGCCGCCUAGAAACGUCAAAGUGUCGGAGGUGUUCCCCAUGUAUCGCGUCUCUCCCUUCUGGUGCUGCCUCGUUGCCGCCUUCUCAACCGUGCUCCUCGGACUCGCACUCAGCCUCGUUUUCGAUCGAAGAAACGGUGACAACGGCAACGCACUCCGCCUCUCGAGUCCCCUGGCACUGAAGUUCUGGCGGCGAAUCGGCCUUCUUCGCCGUUUCGCGAAGGAGGACGAACCAGUCGAAGCCAAGGACCAAGAUCACAAAGCGCUCAGCCUUGAACUUCAACCCCUGAACGACAAUAGGGACGGACUCUAUGCAGCGCCGGAGGCAACGUGCGAUGAUGGACCGACGCUGUCGUUUUCGCCGCGCCAAGUGUAGCCGUAAUGCAUUAACAUAGCAACAUAAUUUACGGUGCAUAGACGAACGCGAAGUGACAACUCAGCCACGUGCGUCACAUAAAGGCUGGUUCUCUCGUAUGUACGAAUACACUCAGGCAGG